AUGAUGUCGGCAGAAGAGCAAAAGAUCAUCAAGGCGCUCCAGGAGAACUGGAUCUGGGUUCCAAACUGGACUGACUCUUCAGACGAAACCACCGCUGGCAAAAUUGUUCACUUCACCCGAAAUGUCCAUGUAUCAUCGCAGCCGAUAAGAUCAUUGCUACAUUUUUCGGCGGACACCCGAUACAAGCUUUAUGUCAAUGGGAAGCACGUUGCUGUCGGACCGACUCGGAGCAGUCCGUUGAUCUGGUACUAUGACACGCUAGAUAUUGCACCUUACCUGAACGAGGGACAGAAUGAGAUCCGCUUCGUGGUUAUCCGUUACUUUGCGGCCUCGAGGAGCGCAAUGCCCUUUGAGCGGACAGCUCGCCCGGGCUUGACCGUUAUUGGACAUAUCGAGGCGAGCAAGGAAGUCAUCGAGCUUGCUUCUUCUAAAGAUUGGAUGGCAUAUGUGGAUGAAAGUAUCAAGUUCCCAAUGGGGUUGCCCGACGACGUGUUCCUCCACAUCAGCGAGCGUAUCACUCCAACGAAGCCGAGUCCUGCUGUAACACCAUUUGCCUACAAUAUAAAAACUCUCAAUGGGGAUGUUCCGCCUUGGCAUUUGCGUCCACGGUCUAUCCCAAUGCCCGAGCAAACGCCAGCCGUCGUAAACAUAAUCAGGGCAUGCAACAGUGCCGUCAAUACCAGCAAUUGGACGGCCUUCUUUUCCAAAAAUUGCUCUCCAACUCUUCCUGCAAACUCAAUUCACUCACUCGAGGUGCAAGCCGAUUUCCACUCGACUGCAUUUCUGCGUUGGGUCUUCAAAGCAGUGAGAAAACCUUCGCAGGCCAGACUCAAAGUGACACACUCAGAGGGAUAUGAGCUCGAGCCUCGGUCUUACCCCUUCUUUCGAUCCAAGGCCGACCGGCUAGAUGCAAGCGUCGGCCACAUUGUCGGGCCUUACGACGAGGUGACACUCGAUCUUCCCAACACCGAGAGUGUCAUCUAUGAGCCAUUCUGGUUCAGAACCUUCCGUCUCCUGCGUAUCGAAAUCACAGUCGGGUCUGAACCGGUGGAGUUGGUCUCAUUUGAUGCCACCCAGGUCAACUACCCUAUGGGUGUCAAAGCCAGCUGGAACGAGCCCGGUGAUGUACACAGCGAGCGCAUCUGGGAUGUCUCCAUUCGAACAAUGCGCAACUGUAUGUUUGACGGAUACUCUGACUGUCCGUUCUACGAACAAUUACAGUACUCCGGAGACAGCCGUUCAGUCGGCCUAUUCCACUACCUCCUAUCCGGUGAUGAUCGUCUUAUGCGACAAGCAAUCACAAAUUUCGCAGCAUCAGUUACCCCGAAUGGCCUCACACAGUCCCGAUUUCCCGCGCACGUUCCACAAGUUAUUGCUGGAUUCUCCCUCUACUGGAUCCUACAAGUCUGUGACCACCACCUCUAUUUCGGGGAUACCCGCUUCGCCCGGGGAUUUAUUCCCCGCAUCGACGGCAUCCUAGACUUCUUUGAUGCCCACAUUGACGAUCUGGGUCUAGUCAGCGGACUCCCACAAAUCGUAUGGCAAUACGUGGACUGGGUGACAACCUGGGGUGCCACCGAUGACCAUCCCGACAAGGGAGUUCCCAUGUCCGGUCGGAAAUCCAACAGACACACGUAUUUUAGUAUGAUUUAUGCAUGGACUCUCCAGAAGGUUGCUUGUCUUGUGCGUGAUCUGGGUCGGCCGGGGCAUGCCGCUGAAUAUGAAGCGCGAGCAGUUUCGUUGGUAGACGCUAUUCGGGCGCAUUGCUAUGAUGGACAGUUCUUCACGGACUCGACUGCCGAUGUUGCCGAUGAGUUAUCCUAUUCUCAGCACUGUCAGAUUUUCGCUGUUAUCUCCGGCGCAGCAAGUUCCGAUGACUCUGUACGCAUCUUGACUCAGUCGUUUAAGAGCGAUCGAUUUUCAAAAUGCUCGUAUAUGAUGCGGUUCUAUGCUUUUCGGGCACUUACUCUGGCUGGCGAGGAUAUAUACGAGUCGUUCUGGGAAAGUAUGUGGGCUCCGUGGCGAAAAAUGCUGGCGAAUAAUCUUUCGACAUGGGAGGAGGACGAUGUGAGACAACGUUCUGAUUGCCAUGCCUGGGGAAGUGUGCCAAUCUAUGAGUAUUGCACUGAGGUGGCCGGUGUUCAGCCGAUUGCUGCUGGCUCGGCGAAGAUAUUUUUCAAACCUCGUCUUCGGUUGACUCAGGCACUAGAAGCGAAGGUGGCACUGGGCAGGGAUAAUCUAGCUACGGUCUCAUGGAAGUCUGGCUCUGAUAACGAGAAGAUUGUGGAGCUCAGACUUGAAAAGCCUGUUGAGGUUGUAAGUCAAUUUCCGGGAGCCAAGCGGCAAGAACAUGGUGUUGUUGAUCAUCUCAGUUUUGUUUUUAAAGGUUGA
Molecule: messenger RNA, 2391 nt
Organism: Penicillium canariense
Lineage: Eukaryota; Fungi; Ascomycota; Eurotiomycetes; Eurotiales; Aspergillaceae
Product: putative rhamnosidase B
Exons: 4
Coding region: 1-2391 (796 amino acids)
Biological process (GO): carbohydrate metabolic process
Source: RefSeq, a predicted model, not a curated record